AUGGCUGGGGGUGGAGGCUUUCCCGGGGCCGCGGGUGAUGGAAGUUCCAAUGGCGGACACCCCCAAGGGACAGAAUAUACGUUGCAAGGGGUGAUGCGAUUUCUGCAGACCGAAUGGCACCGACACGAACGAGACCGCAACGCAUGGGAAAUUGAGCGCGCGGAAAUGAAGUCCCGUAUCGGCAGACUGGAGGGUGAUGUUCGAACAAGCAAGCGCUUGCAUGAAUCGCUCGGAAAGCAUGUUCGGUUGCUCGAAGCCGCGCUGAAGAAGGAGCGUGAGAAGGUCAAGAAGCUCAGCAAUAACGAGAAGGUCGAGGAUUUGAGAGACCCCAAGGAAAUUGCCCGCGAGAGCAUGAACGCAUUGAAAUCUCAACGUCCAAAGCCGCUUAUGGACGCCCACGACGAAAACCAACCCGAGUUCCAGCAGGAAGAUGAACGCGAUAAGUCUCGCUUAUAUUUGUCCAAAUGCUCGCAGGAGGUAUCCUAUCAUGUAAUUCCGACGGCGAACCCUCACCCCGAGUUGAGCGACCCGGAUCUUUCGAAUCACAUUUUCGGAAACCAGCAGCUGUCUCAGCAAAGCCUUGAAGAAGCAUACAUCCACCAGCAGCGACAGAAGCAGCAACAGCAACAGCAGCAUCAACAACAGCAUCAACAACAGCAUCAACAACAGCAUCAACAACAGCAACAACAACAUCAACAACAACAACAGACAAACCACAUGAUGGCACGAGAGGUAGCACUUCAGAACCACCAGCCUGUUGUGACCCACUAUGCUGAAAACCCCAAUAUGUCUCGCGCACAAAAUCAAUUUGGUCAUCCUUCUGCGCCCAGGGAUGUCUUGGAACGGAGACCAAUUGAAAUACAGCAAGCCCCUGUGACUGCGAUGGAAAAUAGAAGGCAUAUUCUUGACAAUGGCAUGGUGGACGAGCGUGGCCUUCCCCUGACCCAGUCAUUUGAUGCCUAUACCGCACAGGUGGCUGUCAAGGAGAUACCCAAACCUGAACAGGUGGAAGAAUGCUCGGACGAUACCGAUGGUUGGAAUUUUGACGAGCCAGCCGGCCCAGAAUCAGCUUCCGAACAAAUCCCGCCUCACCGACCAGAUACCGACGCCUUCCCGAACGCCAACUUCGUUCGCUCGAAAUCGCCGUCAAAGGGCGGCUCGCUUUCGCACCGGAGGAAGAGCUCUGGCUCAAAACGGAAGAGCGAUAGUGCCGAUAAUGCUACCGCAGCAACAGGACAAAAGCAAGAUCCUGUGUUCAAGGUGCGAUUUGCACUCCGAGGACAUUUGGACGUUAUUCGUUCCGUGAUUUUCACAGGAGGUGGCAGCCCCUCGGAACCAGAAAUCUGCACAUGUAGUGACGAUGGAACAAUUAAAAGAUGGAUCAUUCCUGCGACCUUUGGUAACUUUGGUCCUCACGGUGCUGGUUCAAGUAAUGACUUGGAUAUUACGAGCUAUUUCACCCACCGUGGGCAUGUUGGUGCGGUGACCGCGCUGGCUGCGUGCUCCCCGUCCCAGAACUUCUCCAAUGGUGGUCGUACCCUGGGCGAUGGUUGGGUAUUUUCUGGUGGACAAGAUGCUAGUGUGCGCGUUUGGGAACGAGGCAGGGUUGAUCCCAAAGCCACCUUGGAUGGACAUACAGAUGCUGUCUGGGGUCUUUGCGUUCUUCCUGGAACCGCAGGGUCCGUGUUUGGAGACUCCAGUGGAUCGUAUGGAGGGCCUGACCGGGUAUUACUGGCAUCUGGCGGUGCCGAUGGCAGAAUAUUAAUCUGGGCCGUCAGUGCACCUCCUCUGCUCUCAUCGCCUCAAGCAGGCAAUCGACGGGCUGGCGGCAGCCGACGGGCCAAUUCGAUUUCAUCUGGUUCCAACUUCCCAUCUUCACCACAACCUAGCGUGGCAACUACAACGCCGUUCCACUAUACACUUGUUCAUCAAAUCAUCCGAAACGAAUCUCCCUCGCCGACCUGCAUUAGUCCAUUGUCUCUUGCCGGAGUCAACUUUGUUGUUUCCUACUCUGAUGCCUCGAUUCUUGUCUACGACACAAGGACAGGGGAGGAGGUUGUGGGAAUGGCAAGCUUAGAGACAUACGAUGGUACAUCGUCUACUGGUGUUAACUCCGUUGUUGCAACCACCGUUGGGUUCGAUGGCUCUGCCAAUCUAGAUCCCAGUCGGACGAUGGCGGAGGAAGAAGUGGUACACGGCGCGACUGGUUCGAGUGGUGUAGAGGGCGUGAUCAUUAGUGGACACGAAGACAGAUAUAUUCGGUUCUUUGACGCUAAUAGUGGUCAAUGUACUUAUACAAUGCUGGCCCACCCGUCUGCGAUUGCCUCCCUCUCGCUCUCUCCAGAUGGGCGUGAGCUAGUCUCCGCUGGCCACGAUGCCAGCCUGCGGUUUUGGAAUCUCGAAAAAAGAAGCUGCACCCAGGAAAUCACCAGUCACAGGCUGAUGCGUGGUGAGGGCGUGUGUGACGCCAUCUGGAGCCGUGACGGCCGUUGGGUCGUUAGCGGAGGCGGCGAUGGAGUUGUUAAAGUCUUUUCGCGGUGA
This is a messenger RNA of Aspergillus wentii DTO 134E9, 2541 nucleotides long. Its product is annotated as cell differentiation and development protein Fsr1. Bases 1 to 2541 code for a protein of 846 amino acids. The record is from RefSeq and is a predicted model, not a curated record. Lineage: Eukaryota; Fungi; Ascomycota; Eurotiomycetes; Eurotiales; Aspergillaceae. Gene Ontology annotation, molecular function: protein binding. The transcript has 4 exons.